Messenger RNA from Lepus europaeus (European hare), 4700 nucleotides. RefSeq names its product Rho guanine nucleotide exchange factor 26 (gene ARHGEF26). The transcript has 15 exons. Gene Ontology annotation, molecular function: guanyl-nucleotide exchange factor activity; protein binding. The record is from RefSeq and is a predicted model, not a curated record. Bases 142 to 2754 code for a protein of 870 amino acids. Gene Ontology annotation, biological process: activation of GTPase activity. NCBI's taxonomy places the organism in Eukaryota, Metazoa, Chordata, Mammalia, Lagomorpha, Leporidae.
AUUGUAGCCGCGGCGUUUCGGUCCGGACCCCGGGCCACCCACGGGUUGGUGGGCGCCUCUCGGCCCCGGGCUCUGCAAGCCCGGGAAGGCCAGACUUGGUGAGUACUGUUCCCCCUGGGGCUAACCCGGAGGCUCCCCGCUAUGGACGGCGAGAGCGAAGUGGAUUUUUCUAGCAACAGUAUAACCCCUUUGUGGCGGAGGCGGUCGACCCCCCAGCCCCAGUUGCUGGGCCGGAGCAAGCCGAGGCCCCAGUCCUAUCAGAGCCCCAGCGGGUUGCUGAUUACCGACUUCCCGGUGGAGGACCGAGGGACUCUCCCCGCGGCGCAGACUCCCGCCCUGGUGCCCACCGCCUCGGAUGGCAGGACGCUCCAGAGGAGCCCGCUGCUCCUGUGCGCGCAUCGGAGGGCUGUGGCCAACGGUCGGACCGUCACCCCGGAGUACCGGGCUGCCUCUCCUCGACUCCGGGGGCCCAAGUCACCCGAGGUGCCUGACGCGCCGUCGGGCGGCUCUGCGAAAUCCCCGGCGAAUGGCACGGUGACCUCGCCUGCGCCGCUGCCGCCGUGCUCCCCGCGGACUCCUAAUGCGUCCGCCCCCUGCAGCCCAGAGGAGAACCCGGCCCGACUGACUGCCAGCCCGGUGCUUUCGUCCACCACAAAUGGCCUUGCGCCUAAUAAGGACUCCCCUGGCUUGGGUGCGCAGCUCGGUCAGAUCGCUCAAGACUCGGAUCGGGGACCCUCGAGGCACUCUCCUGCUCCCCAGAAAAUGUCUUCGGAACAAAAACUGCCCCUGCAAAGGCUGCCCUCCAAGGAGAACGAGCUCCCGGAGAACCCUGCGGUGAUCUUGAGUACAAACAGCCCUGCCGCCCUCAAAGUGGGCAAGCAGCAGAUCAUUCCGAAGAGCCUGGCCUCGGAAAUUAAACUGAGUAAAUCCAACAGUCAGAAUGUGGAGCCCCACAAGAGACUGCUCAAGGUGCGCAGCAUGGUGGAGGGUCUCGGAGCGCCGCUGGGCUCUGCAGGGGAGGAGGGCGAGCUGGACAACGACCUGGACAGCCCGGGGUCCCUGCGCAGGGGCCUGCGGUCCACCUCCUACCGCAGGGCCGUGGUCAGUGGCUGUGACUUUGACAGCCCUACCAGCUCGAAGAAGAAGAACAGAAUGUCCCAGCCUGUUCUGAAGGCAGUGAUGGAAGACAAGGAGAAGUUUUCCAGCCUGGGCAGGAUAAAGAAAAAAAUGCUGAAAGGACAAGGAACAUUUGAUGGGGAAGAAAAUGCAGUCCUGUAUCAAAACUACAAAGAAAAAGCGCUUGACAUUGAUUCAGAUGAAGAGUCAGAGCCCAAAGAGCAGAAGUCGGAUGAAAAAAUUGUGAUUCACCAUAAGCCUCUGAGAUCCACAUGGAGCCAGCUCUCUGCAGUAAAAAGAAAUGGAUUAUAUCAAACAGUAAGCCAGGAGGAGAGAAAGAGACAAGAGGCUAUCUUUGAAGUCAUAUCCUCGGAACACUCAUAUUUACUUAGCUUGGAGAUCUUGAUACGAAUGUUUAAGAAUUCUAAAGAACUGAGUGACACAAUGACCAAAACUGAGAGGCACCAUCUUUUCUCCAACAUUACAGAUGUCUGUGAGGCCAGCAAAAAAUUCUUUACAGAGUUGGAAGCAAGACACCAGAAUAAUAUCUUCAUAGAUGAUAUAAGCGACAUUGUGGAAAAACACACGGCUUCCACGUUUGACCCAUAUGUGAAAUACUGCACAAAUGAAGUCUACCAGCAACGAACACUACAAAAAUUGUUAGCCACCAAUCCCUCCUUUAAGGAAGUGUUGUCAAGGAUCGAGUCCCACGAAGACUGUAAGAACUUACCUAUGAUCUCUUUUCUCAUCCUCCCCAUGCAGAGGGUGACCCGCCUCCCCCUGCUGAUGGAUACAAUCUGUCAAAAAACACCUAAGGACUCUCCAAAGUAUGAAGUCUGCAAAAGAGCCUUAAAGGAAGUAAGCAAGUUGGUUCGACUGUGCAAUGAAGGUGCCCGGAAGAUGGAAAGGACUGAGAUGAUGUACACAAUUAACUCCCAGCUGGAAUUUAAAAUUAAGCCUUUUCCUUUAGUCUCCUCUUCCCGGUGGUUGGUAAAAAGAGGUGAGUUGACAGCCUAUGUAGAAGACACGGUGCUUUUCUCAAAAAGAACAUCCAGACAGCAAGUCUACUUCUUUCUCUUUAACGACGUGCUCAUUAUCACCAAAAAAAAGAGUGAAGAAAGUUACAACGUCAAUGAUUAUUCCUUAAGAGAUCAGCUGUUGGUGGAAUCUUGUGACAAUGAAGAGCUUAAUUCUUCUCCAGGAAAGAACAGUUCCACAAUGCUUUACUCAAGACAGAGCUCUGCCAGUCACCUCUUCACUCUCAUUGUCCUUAGCAACCAUGCCAAUGAGAAAGUGGAAAUGCUGCUAGGGGCUGAGACACAGAGCGAUCGAGCCCGCUGGAUAACCGCCCUGGGACACAGCAGCGGGAAGCAGCCUCCUGACCGGACCUCACUGACCCAGGUGGAAAUUACUAGGUCCUUUACUGCCAAGCAACCAGAUGAGCUCUCGCUACAGGUGGCAGACGUGGUCCUCAUUUAUCAGCGCGUCAGCGAUGGCUGGUAUGAAGGGGAAAGACUUCGAGAUGGAGAAAGAGGCUGGUUUCCUAUGGAAUGUGCCAAGGAGAUAACCUGUCAAGCUACAAUUGACAAGAAUGUGGAGAGAAUGGGACGUUUGCUAGGCUUGGAGACCAACGUGUAGCCUCUCACUCAGAUGACCUCUUGUUACUGCAAGAUUUGCACGACCACUGAUGGGCUGGUGUCAUUGUUAAUUUCAUCACAGUCUAUUUAAUUAAAUGAAUGAAAACUCUUUCCUUUCAACUUGCCAGGUUGCUCUGUUCUCUUGGGAGAACAGCUACUGGAUGCAGUUAGUCCACAUAGCUCAGUUUUUACAUAACCGCCCCUUGCAAACCUCUUGGUACACUGAGAAGUCCACGUCAGGGAUCAGUUGGUUCUAGCUCUUUCUAGUGUCACCAUGUUCUGGCAUGAAAAUGUGCCUAAGAUGCUAUAUGCUGGUUUUCUCUACCCUCACUUCACUAAGACUGUCUUCACUCCUCCUUAAACAUCUCCUUUAUGUGAUUCUUCCAGUAGUGGUGAGAUUGUCUGUCUUCAAGAAGUUUCUCACUUUGUAAAUUUUUUCCGGACUCUUACUUUUUUUUUUUUUUUUUUUUUACAUUGGUUCCUAAUAUGUUAAUUUCAAAAGGAACUGGUAGAGUUUAAAAGGUGAAUUGUCAUAUUUUUCUAAACCUCUUCCCAGGAAAGAGAAAUUGAAUUUCCCUUGAAUUUUUGCCACCUUUUUCCUCAUGGGAAGUGAAGGAAGGAGACUUAUUUUAAGGAUUUUUUUUUAAAUCCAUUUUAGUCAAUAUUGGCAUUAGAUAACUAUACCUUAUUAAAUCUUAGCUGCUUUAAAUAAUAUGGAAUUUAGAUGGUUCAUAUGUGUGAGGAAAUCUUGAAUAAAGGACAAGAGUCCUACUUUUUAAAAAUAUCCCGAAUGAGUUGAUAAAAAACUGACGUGAGGCUGCUUUGCCUUCAAUAACGCAUGGUUUUCCACUGUUCCUGCUCCAGCUUCCAAAUAGGAAACUGCCUGGAACACAGGUUAACAAUCUUAAAGAAGGGAAAAUUGGAUCUUAAAAGGUGUCAGAAAGCCAUCAUGGUACCUACUUGAAACAUUUUGACCUUAGUGGGGGUCCAGUCUAUUUGCACUAAAGGCCCUGCUUGCUGGAAUCAGUGUCUCUUCUCAUUGUGAGUCUCUGUAGAACCUUAUUCAGCUAGUGCAAGGAGAGAGAAAAAAAGUGAAAGAAUGGAAGAUGGAGAGGGGAGAAUUGAUCUUCAUGGGCAGCUAUGUUCCCUCUCUUCUCCAUUCUCCUUGACAGUUAAAACCUGGAGUAUGUACAUAAUUAGAGCACUCAGAUCUCUAUGUGAUGUGUCCCAGCCACUGGCUGAUAGCCAGUUAGCCAGGUCAUGAGUGUGAUGACAGAAGCCCAGACUGGAACUUCUCACCCUUGCUCUUUUUCACCUGUGCACAAUUCUUAUUGUAGAAGACAUUCCAGGCCCUGAGUUUCUUGAGGUCUGAACAAGUAAGUCAAUGACCUCAUAGCAUUAGACCAACAGCAAGAGCUAUCUCGGGGUUUAUAAAACAAGAAAUCUGUCUCCUCUUCAGUGAUGUCAUCAACUUUGGAGGAUGGGCUAACAAGUUGUAAUUUAGUCUAAUGUCGUUUUUUAUUUAGUAAGGAAACUGAAUUUGUUGCUUGCAAGGGGAUCAUUUUUUAUUAUUUUUGCUAAUACCCUGUUGAAACUAAAAAGCAACCAUAUGAAUCCUGUGAAUUAACUUAUAAGUAGAAAUGUUGAACAGUUUUGGAAAGACACGCAUCUUAUAAAAUCAAAGCCUUAUUUAGCAAGCAGAUUAAUACAGUUAUUAAAGUGUUGCAAUACAUCUGGUAUUUAACAAAUUUAAAGUGUUUAAUUUCAAUUUAGAAUUGUUUUUAACGAUACAGUGUUUUUUCAAACCUAAUUCAGUUGCUAUGAAUGCCUAUUCUGAAUUGUACAGAGAUUUUGUUUGGGGAGAAAACGGUGUUCAUUUUUGUCCUAAUAAAUUGAGACUGUACACUUUUGGAAAAAUGGAUUUAUAAAGAUUUUGUAUAUAUUUGU